This is a messenger RNA of Rhinolophus ferrumequinum (greater horseshoe bat), 3782 nucleotides long. It is a transcript of the gene C27H1orf53, whose product is annotated as chromosome 27 C1orf53 homolog. Lineage: Eukaryota; Metazoa; Chordata; Mammalia; Chiroptera; Rhinolophidae. Bases 2986 to 3501 code for a protein of 171 amino acids. The record is from RefSeq and is a predicted model, not a curated record. The transcript has 3 exons.
UUCUGUGAAUAAAAGUACAAGGUGGGCAGUAAAGAUACAAAGAUGAAAUGACAUGUUCCCUACUGGCUUGUGAUCUAGUGGGAAAACAAUGCGAAAUAAUUUACAGCAUACAUAUAAGUAGCUAAAAUGGAGCAAAUCAUUGUGGGAGAUUAAAGGAACUACAUCUAGUAGGAAACCAGACGGACAAAGAAAAUGUUUUAAAUGAUAAACAGUUCAAUUGUAAAUACUAAAAGGAGGAGUUUCUUUGGCCUUUGCAAGUCACUUGUUAACUGUGGCCCAGCGUCAACACAGGCCAUUGUCAGCCAUGGGUUUGCACACAGGCAGUUUGCACACAGGCAGUUUGCACACAGGAAUGGGCCCUGACUGGUUCAAGAACCUGGGUGAGGAGAGGACACGGGGGAGAAGGCUGUUAGGACUGGUGGGGAGCAAAACAGGGUUUCUUCUUGUCAGAGACCUUCAUAACGUGACUCUUUUCAGCUGGACAAGGAUGUGAAAGGAUGAAGCCCUAGGAGCUGCUUGCAGCCAUCUUUCAUCACUGAGAAAAGAGCCUGCCUGGAAAGGAGUUAGCACUGAAGAGAGACAGCUGAAAAGUGGGGAGAGCCCUGGUUCUGUCCGUGAGGCCACAGUUAACCAAGCUUCGUGCAAAUAUGUGCAAAUUCCUUUUAUUGUAACCAGAUUAAGCUGUGUCUUGUGACCUAGAAAGGCCUAACAUGACAACUUAAAAAUUAAUAUCAAUGAAACGUAGGGGAAUGCAUCUCUCCAAACUCCUCUCCUCCUCCCCCAGCGUUAUCAACCUAAAAAUCUCAAAUGAUGGGAAGGAUCACAAAACAUACCCUGUAUCGUGGAACCGUACACAGUACACAGAGAUGUGGCACAAAACAACUCUUUCUAGAGCUAGUCUACAGGUGAACGUGCUAUACAUAAAAGUGAGGACUUAACCAUUCUCAGGUGGAACUUUGUGUCCCACUUUCUUACUUUUGUCUACUCAGAGUGCAGAGAAUCUGAGAAGAAAUGAACACAUACAUGCUAGAGAAGGUAAGGUUCAAGCGGUGAGGAGGCUUAUAACAUGAGACAGUGAAUCAGUCACGUGAUGUAAACUGAUACCUAAAGUAUAAAGAUAAAUGUAAUUGAAGGGGCAGGUAAUUCAAUCAAUGUCUAAAUACUCUAAUCAAAUAGUUGGAAUUUUUUAAUACUAACAUACUUGAUCAACUCUUACUCUACAUAUUUCCAGCUGUGAUUAUAUUUUGAAGAUAGGUAUCUGUAAGAAUGCCCACCCAGGUAACAUGUGAACAGUACAACACAGCCCAAAUGCCCAGAGGCCGUAACUAAACAGGAUGAUUUUUAAACCUGGGAAUGGAGGAAACAGGGAAAGGCUCUGUUUAAUUCAGUCAUCUGCCUUACCAAGAGAUCUGAAACCUAUUUUUACAUCUUUUUUUUAAAAUUACAAUUUUAAAUUUUGAAAUAAUUAUAGAUUCACGAGAAGUUUCAAAGAUGGUACAAAGAUGUUCCUUCACCCAGUUUCCCCAAUGGUUACAACUUACGCACUUAUAGUACAAUAUCAAAACCAGGAGUUCAACUUUGGAACAAGGUAUGUAAGUUCCGUACCUGAUCACACAUAUAAACUUGCGUAACCAUCAUGACCAAAAUACAGAACUGUUGUUACCACAAACGUCUGUCUCCCUUGCUCAAACCCUCUACAUUCCCACCCACCCUCUCAUCUACCAAAAGAAAUUUCACGUAAAAAUGUUCUAGGUGACUUUAUUUUCUGUGUAAACCCGGCCUAGUCUAUUUCCUUUUUGUACAAUGCUGUCCCCACCCUUUGAAAUAAUGUGAUCUAUUAAUAGGUCCUCAUGCUCAAUUUUAAAAACAAUGCAAUCAAUCUGAACUUCCAGACUUACUCAAGAUUUUGGUUUGGCAACACACGUGUACGUGCACACACACACACACACACCUGAUUUAUGGUGAAUUCCCUUUUCUAAUCGCAGGUGCUUGUUUUCGUGAUCUCAAGUCUGGCCCCACCUUUCCGUGGCUGUGCCUAGGGUCCAUCCUUAGACUUCCAGGUUCUAAACUCUUCUCAGAUCACUGAGUCUCUGGAUCCUGCUAAGUAAGUUAUUCCAACACAAAGGAAAUAGAUUUGCGAAACAGGAUUCACUAUGAGAUUAUUAACGGACCAAUAGGAUUGUUUCAGUCGGUACCUACUAAGAAACUCCAAAUGUGAUUACAGGAUUGCACGGUAAAUGCAGAUGCCCAAAAAGGGGUGGUGAUGGUCUCUGGUGGCUUUGUCAUCCUUCUGCACAGCUCGAGAAUCUACUCUUGCCCUCAGUUUUUCACAACGGAACCCUCACAACACGGCUACUCUCCAACCCUCCUUUUCCGAAAACUCAGGCUGAGAAUGGGGGGGGGUCUGGGGGUGGGCGAAAAAAGUGUUAAUUUAAUUCUAACACCUAGAAUUACCUCCUGGGCUUGUGCUAAUUUCCUCAAAUUCAAUUUGUGGGGGUAUCUGGAUAACUGUCAUCUUUCAGACAGAAAACACCUCUUAUUCAGGGCUUGCUUUCACUUUGGGUCCUCAUUUCAGGCGGGGCCAAAGAACCCCGCCGUGGAGGCCCGGCUUCCCACGCGGUUCCUCGCACCUGUUACCCGCCGGGGCUCAGCCCUUCGCGGACGGGCCCGCGCGGACCACGGACAGACCUCGGCUGUCCUAGGCACUCUGCGGCCUCUUCACGCUUGUGCCGGUUAUGCUGAGCGAUCUCAAGUCUCGUUUGACGCGAGAAAAAAAGUGUCCACUCUCCGUCUCAGAGGAGAAACGGACUACUGAGCAUUCGGGGCCGGAGGUCGCAGAUGCACGUCCUCCCUCGUCCCCGCGUGGCGUCGGAGCUUCGAUCGGCGGCCUAACGCGUCCAGCCUCCUUCGCGGCCCGCGGGCUGGCGGUUGGGCCGCCUGAGUCCGCGCGCCCUUCCCCGCCCGGUCCCGCGGCCCGCGGCGGCCAUGGCGGCCAGGCGGGUCCCCGCGCUGGCGGGCGCCGCGCUCGGGAGGCAGCUUCCCGCCGCCCCGCCGCCAAGGCCUGUCUGGGUUGGCCCAGGGUUCCGACAGCCCGUCAGCGUCACCCUCUGCUCCGCUUCUGAAGGAGACCGCGGCGGCUCCGGGCCCCGCAUGCGUGACAGGCCGGAGGGAGCGGCGAGGCGUCCGGCGCGCGAAGAGUUAACGCCGACGGACCGACGGAUCGCGGACCUGCACGCGGCCGCCUGCGCGGUGAGGCCCCGCCCCACCCCAGCGCCCCGGGGCCCGUGCGCCUGCGCGGUGAGGCCCCUCCGCCCCGCCCAGCCCUGGAGGCCCAAGGGUCCGUGCGCCUGCGCGGCCGGCCAGCUGAGCUAUGUGGAUCCAGCCACCGGCUAUAUGGUGCUCACGAGGGUCGCCCACUUGCAGAGAGGGAAGUGCUGUGGCUCUGCCUGCAGACACACACAUAUGUUGAAGAAAGAAAAUAAUGACUGUUCCAUUAAAUAAAUAGUAGCGACCGGGUGACAUUAGUAGCUGUUGAUUUUCUCGUAGCCUCAGUACUCCUACUGUUUUCUCCUCAGUGUUAGCGACCCAACUGAAGUUGCUGGCAAAUAGAAGAGUUUGAAGAUGUUCUUCCUUUUAUUUAUAUCUUGAGCUACAAGGAGGUUGAUAGAAUGCUAUCUGGUGCAGCAUCUGAGCGUCCAGGAAGUAGCACUCUGUGUCAAGAGCCGCUCUCACCUUCCAUCUGUUCUCUCAAUGAAAACUUUAAAUCAUUCUGACUGGGGGUC